ACAAACGAGUUUGUUAGAUAACGGUGAAAUAACGAUUUCGCGUUGGUUCACUUCUGGAAAAAACUGGAAAGAGCAUCUUUAAAAUUCUGUACUGAUAUAGCUGUAGCGAAAAGCGUACAUUGAAAUGGACGCGGCUACUGAUUCAGGCAAUGCGAACUGUUCGGAAAAUGCGGAUGUACGGUCCUGCGCUGCGGUUAAAAUUCCUGAAAGACUGUUGAAGAGGGACCUGGAGAGACAAGAAGCAGUGGAGCGCCGCAAAGAGGAGAAAGAAAGCCAGGCCGUCACGGAGGAGAAAGGCGAUUUCUUCUCCAGGACAUUCAACUCUGAAAAGGCGGAAAUUCAAGAUCUUAUGUCUGGUUGUUCAGAAUUGGAUCGCGACAAAGCUUCUGAAAUUUUAGAGGAGGUGACACUUAAAAUACAGCAGCUUCAAAAGUUCCUAAAUGACAGCGUAGUUUUCCUGCCCCAGUAUGAAUUGAGGCAAGCACAGGCUUCGCUACAGACGCUGCAGAGCACGUUAGCUGAGAAAAGAGACCAGGUUCUGCCUAAGAAGAAAUUUGCCUUCCGAUCACGAGUUACAGCAACACACAAAGCUCAGGACAUUCCGGUUUCUACGCCCAGUUCUCAAUGUUCCAAGUCAGAGAGUGAUCGUCAGAGCAUCGAAAGCGGUGGCCCUAAUGUUGAUGGUAACAUUAGCGCACAGCAGUGUGGGUUGGCUAACGCUGACUCGCAGGUUUUGACCAUGGGAGCGGAGGAGAUCCGACAGCGGGACGUGCUGCUGACCCACUUGUCGAAUUGCAAAGUGAGACUUCUCGGGACCCCGAGCACCCUGCACAUCAAACACAUCCGUAACUCGGAGAUCCUGUGUGGGCCAGUGUCUAGUUCUAUCUUUGUUGAUAAUGUCUCGGGCUGUACCUUUGCAUUCCCCUGUCAGCAAUUGCGAACACAUCACACGACCGACACUCAGGUGUAUCUGCACGUCACCAGCCGGGCCAUCAUCGAAGAUUGCAGUGGCGUGAGCUUCGCUCCGUUCAAUUGGAGUUACCCCGGAAUCGACGCUGACUUCGAGGUGUCCGGGCUGGACAGGGGAAGAAACAACUGGACUCUUGUGGACGACUUUAACUGGCUGGCCGCUGACACACCAUCACCGAACUGGACACUUAUUCCCGAAUCAGAGAGGAGAUCCGACUGGGACUAAGAGAUUAAGAUGAAAGCAAAGGGAUCCUAAUUGAAAGUAAAUUGAGAUUAUUUAAGAAUAUAUUUCACUCCUUAAAAAUGUCUUCUAUUUCACUGUAUGUACCAAAAAAAAAAAAAAAAAAAAAAAAACACUGAAAUUGAACUAUACCUUCAACACCCCCUCUCGUGUACCCGCAAAUGCCUUCUUAUAACGUCACAUUCCGCGAGGAAAAAGACUGUCAAUGUUCUGGUGUUCAAGUUUCAAACACCAAGUAAUAAAUAACUGACCCAAAUAUUUGUUGUGCCUGACAGACAAAAACCCAUUCUUAAUAAGCAUUUAUAAAUUCACUGUAAACAUAGAUGGUAUUUGACCACAGUAAUUAAACAAUGUAUCACAGCCUGAACCCACAAUUUAAUAAACGCAAAUUGUACAACCAA
Anguilla anguilla (European eel) is the source of this 1611-nucleotide messenger RNA. Its product is annotated as tubulin-specific chaperone C-like. NCBI's taxonomy places the organism in Eukaryota, Metazoa, Chordata, Actinopteri, Anguilliformes, Anguillidae. The record is from RefSeq and is a predicted model, not a curated record. Gene Ontology annotation, molecular function: tubulin binding. The transcript has a single exon. Gene Ontology annotation, biological process: post-chaperonin tubulin folding pathway; tubulin complex assembly. Gene Ontology annotation, cellular component: cytoplasm. The coding region runs from base 125 to 1195 and encodes 356 amino acids.